AUGGCCCGUGGCCAAUUUGUCGAUUUUGAGUUUGCUUCGGCGAGCUCUAAGAAGUGUGCAUAUUGCACACUACAGAACGAGAAGUGCAACCCGGUGCUCGCCUACGCCGGGGCCGAGUUUGCCGUAUUUUGGGAGGCCCUCAGGGCUUACGAGCUUGCCCUGGGGAGCGACGAGGAGGGGGACUGA
This is a messenger RNA of Macroventuria anomochaeta, 186 nucleotides long. RefSeq lists its product as uncharacterized. The transcript is spliced from 2 exons. The record is from RefSeq and is a predicted model, not a curated record. Bases 1 to 186 code for a protein of 61 amino acids. NCBI's taxonomy places the organism in Eukaryota, Fungi, Ascomycota, Dothideomycetes, Pleosporales, Didymellaceae.